Messenger RNA from Polyodon spathula (Mississippi paddlefish), 6717 nucleotides. Its product is annotated as myotubularin-related protein 5-like. The coding region runs from base 270 to 6101 and encodes 1943 amino acids. The record is from RefSeq and is a predicted model, not a curated record. The transcript is spliced from 44 exons. Lineage: Eukaryota; Metazoa; Chordata; Actinopteri; Acipenseriformes; Polyodontidae.
UACCAGUACUGCGUUGAUUAGGGUCCCUGCGUUCAGCUCAAGUUCAGAGUGUUUCUGUCUGUCUGGCCUACUGCCCCUCCCUGGAGCUCCCGCGCAUGCUCGUUGUGCGCUCACUGUCAGUGAGAACCCUCUGUCAGUAUGGCGGCGGGCUGCUGUAGAAAGGAUGCUUCUUUUGGUGAUGAUGUCUCUCCUGUCACUAGACUAUGAACACGAUAGCAACGAAAAUAUAACAAACAGGGCCUGGCGUCGUGAUCUCUUGGAGCACUGAUAUGACUAGGCUGGCCGAUUACUUUGUGCUGGUCGGGUACGACGUCGAUAAAAGGGGGAGUAGUGAUGGUCAAGGCCGGAUUCUCCAGCGCUUUCCUGAGAAAGACUGGGAGGAUAACCCUUUUCCUCAGGGAAUUGAACUGUUUUGUCAGCCCAGCGGAUGGCAGCUGUUCACCGAGAGGCAACCACCAACUUUUUUUGUUGCAGUUCUGACUGAUAUUAACUCUGAGCGCCAUUACUGUGCCUGUUUUACUUUCUGGGAAGCAGUAGAAGACUCACAGCCCCAGAAGAGCCUCUCUGGUGAAGAUGAUGAGGAUUCUGGUGUUAUCCAGCCAGCCCAGAUGUUUGCUCCAAAGAGCUUGGUAUUGGUAUCUCAGCUGGACCACACAGAAGUCUUCAGGAACUGUCUGGGCCUGAUCUACACAGUACACUUAGAGGGUCUGAAAGUGCCGUUGGAGACAUUGAUUGGAAACCUACUGACAUGCUUCAUCCCCAUUGCUGGAGGAUCCCAGAUGUAUGACUCCACUGUUUGUAGUUUUAACUUGGUACCUCAGAAUCUUGCCUGUGACUGGCUUCUGGGCUGCUUUCAGCCUGGCCUGGAUGAGAAAGAGGAAAGCUUGAGAACCAUAACACUGGGGGCAGGUGAUCGGCAAGUGAUCCAGACACCCAUUAACGAUUCACUGCCUGUAAGUGGCUGUAGUGUUGCGCUACUCUUUAGACAGUUAGGAAUCAUAAACGUGCUCUACCUGUUCUGUGCUGCUCUUACUGAACACAAGAUCCUUUUUCUGUCCAGUAGUUACCAACGGCUCUCAGAUGCAUGUCGAGCUCUUCUAGCCAUCAUGUUUCCACUUAAGUACUGUUUCACGUACAUCCCAAUCCUGCCAGGUAAACUUUUGGAGGUACUCUGCACCCCAACACCAUUCAUCAUUGGAGUCAGUUCCUUCUUUCGUUCAGAGACACAGGAACUGUUGGAUGUAAUAAUAGCAGAUCUUGAUGGAGGGACUGUGACCAUUCCAGAGUGUAUCCACAUCUCAUUGCUACCUGACCCUCUAUUACAUCAGACUCAGACUGUACUGUCCAUGAUUUUAGAUCCAGAGUUAGAGGUUGCAGAUCAUGCUUUUCCACCAUCUGCUAUGCAACCUUCUUCACUUAAAAUCCAGGAUAAAGAAAUCCGUGCUGUGUUUCUGUGGUUGUUUGCACAGCUGUUUCAGGGUCAUCGCUGGUGUCUGCAUGUCAUUCGCAUCCACCCUGAACCUGUCAUCCGAUUUCAUAAGGCUGCGUUUUUGGGUCAGCGUGCUCUGACUGAGGAUGAUUUUCUCAUGAAGGUAUUGGACGGGAUGGCAUUUUCUGGUUUUGUAUCGGAGAGGGGACCGUCUUACAGAACAAUUGAUCUUUUUGAUGAACUUAUAGCCACUGAAGUUGAGCGAAUCAGAUUGGAGGAGGGAAAUCCACACAAAGUAAUGAAGCACGUCAAGCAGCUGGCUGAACAACUCUUCAAAAAUGAGAACCCUUACCCAACCGUAGCCAUGCACAAGGUGCAAAGGCCAACAGAGGGCUCCCACUUGCGGUUACAUCAGACAACCUUCCCCCACCUUGAUGAGGUGACAGUUCAGCUGUUCAUUGACCAUGCCGCUGCCAAACAAAAAAACGAAAUACCUGCUGUUAAAUCAGAGAAGAAAUGUAUGGUGCCAUCCGGACCUCCCCCCGAUACCAUCAUUGACAGCAAUGUCCUAGCUAACAGUGCUCGGAGAUUAGAAGUGGUCAGGAACUGCAUUACUUACAUCUUUGAAAACAAAACCGUAGAAGCUAAAAAGUUGUUGCCUGCAGUUCUGAGGGCACUAAAGGGGCGUGCAGCCCGGCAAUGCCUGACCCAAGAGCUGAACCUCCAUGUACAACAGAACCGGGCUGUACUGGACGAUCAACAGUUUGACUACAUUAUCCGGAUGUUGAACUGUGCCCUGCAGGACUGCUCUCAUAUGGAUGAACAUGGAAUAGCAGCAGCACUUUUACCCCUCGUUACAGCCUUCUGCAGAAAACUUGGAGCGGGAGUCACCCAGUUUGCCUACAGCUGUGUUCAGGAUCACAGUGUCUGGACCAACAUGCAGUUUUGGGAGGCUAUGUUUUACAGCGACGUCCAGAAUCACAUUCGUGCACUCUAUCUUGACGGCAAUGAAAAUGAGAAACAUAGCCAGGAACAUGAGUCUGUACCAGAAGACAAGUCUGCACUAGAGAUUGCUUCUGAACAGUGGAGACAGUGGCCAAUGCUGAGCAAAGACAAGCAGCAGGAACUGAUUCAAAAGGAAGAGAGCACUGUGUUCAGUCAGGCUAUUCACUACGCCAAUCGCAUGAGCUACCUGCUGCUCCCCCUGGACACCAGCAAGAACAGGCUCCUGCGCAGCGCUGGGUUGGGGGACUUUGAGAGUGUCAGUAACAGCUAUGUCACCAACAGCAUUGCGGGUAGCAUGGCUGAAAGCUACGACACUGAAAGUGGUUUUGAAGAUGCCGAAAGUUCUGAUGUUGCCAACUCUGUGGUCCGGUUCAUCAACAGAUUUGUGGAUAAAGUUUGCACUGAAAGUGGUGUGACCAGUGAGCACCUAAAGGCGGUUCACUUGAUGAUACCAGAUAUCGUGCAGAUGCACAUUGAGACCCUGGAUGCUGUUCAUAGGGAAAGUAAGAGACUGCCAGCUAUACAAAAGCCAAAGCUGCUGCGUCCAGCACUGCUGGUGGGUGAGGAGCUGGUGAUGGAGGGGUUGAGGGUAUACCUCAUUUCAGAUGGCCGAGAUGAGGCAACAGGUGGAGUAAUGGGAGGACCACCCUUGCUUCCUGCAGAGGGCGCGAUCUUCCUUACCACUUAUCGACUCAUCUUUAGAGGGACUCCCACUGACCCCUUGGUGGGUGAGAAGGUGGUAAUUCGGUCAUUCCCCAUUGCAUCCCUGACAAAGGAGAAGAAGAUUUCUGUUAGUGUGCAGAUGGACCAGUUCAUCCAGGAAGGGCUGCAGUUACGAUCGUGCACUUUCCAGUUAAUGAAGAUUGCUUUUGAUGAGGAGGUAGCAUCUGACCUGGCAGAAGUGUUCAAGAAACACCUCCACAAACUGCGCUACCCACAGCAUGUCAACGGCACUUUUGCUUUCACUGUUGGACAGUCAUUUAAACUGGUGGUUGAACACAAGCAUAAGGAGAAGAACCAGUCGUUAAAAACCCUUUCCAAGAACUUUGUGAAAAAUGCUAAGAGAACGAUGAGCCGUCAGCAUGUGACACGAAAGAAGUACACGCCCCCAACAUGGGAAAACAGGAGCAGCCUUCAGUCUGAGGUUGAUGAGGAUGACAUUUCAGUUUCAGAAGAAGUGGACCAGAGCUCCUUGACCCUGUCUUCCACCAUAAAGUCCUCUGAUAGGCAAACAAUGAGCAACGUGGUGGAGCGGGCAUGUUGCAGGGACUAUCAGCGGCUUGGCCUGGGGACCCUGAGCAACAGCCUGACGAGAUCAAAACAUGAACCUUUCAGGAUAUCCACGAUAAACCGCAUGUAUGCGGUUUGUCGGAGCUAUCCAGGUCUGCUGAUUGUGCCCCAGAGCAUCCCAGACUCCACUAUUCAGCGGAUAUCACGCUGCUACCGGCAGAACCGCUUCCCUGUGGUUUGUUGGAGGAACUCCCGGACCAAGGCUGUUCUGCUCAGGUCGGCCGGGCUGCAUGGCAAGGGAGUAGUGGGAUUCUUCAAGUCCCCUAAUGCACCAACAGCAGGACCCUCUCAGGCAGACUCCACCAGUCUGGAGCAGGAAAAGUACCUGCAAGCUAUCAUCAAUUCCAUGCCUUCCUACUCGGAUGCAGGCGGGAGGAACACACUGAGUGGCUUCACCUCUGCACACAUGAGCAGCUCAGAUUCUUCAGAUAAGCAGAGACAGCCAAAGAUUGGAGCCCUUAUGAAACAGGUGAUGGGCAGCAAAGAAGAGCUUCCAGGUACCUUUAGCAGGGGAGUCUCUGUGCUGGGUCACAGAGCUAGGGCCUUCUCUGUAUCACAACAUAGAACAUUGGUGAAGGCAAGAAACCUUCCGAGAGGGAAAUGGGGCAGUAUUCGUGGCAGUGGGCUGAUGAGCAGCUAUAGCCCAGACAUCGGAACCAGGCUAGCAGGAAAAGAUACAUCAUCCCCACAAACCAAUGGAGGGCCGUCUGAGGCACACUUCGUCCAACAGCAGAGGGCUUACCUAUACAUCAUAGGAGACAAGUCACAGCUAAAGGGUACAAAACAGGACCCUCUUCAGCAGUGGGAAGUGGUACCUAUUGAAGUUUUUGAUUUGCGGCACGUGAAAACUAGCUUCAAAAAGCUAAUGAAGGCUUGUAUUCCUAGCUCCACAUCCACUGAUCCCAACAUGACCUAUUACCGAUGCCUUGAGGAGUCUGAUUGGCUGUGUCUAAUCCACAAGGUUCUCCAGGUUUCAGUGCUGGUGGUGGGGCUGUUGGACUCUGGCUCUUCCGUUAUGGUCAGCCUGGAAGAUGGAUGGGACAUUAGCACACAGGUGGUCUCCCUCGUUCAGCUGCUGUCGGACCCUUACUACAGAACAAUGGAUGGUUUCCGGUUGCUAGUGGAGAAGGAGUGGCUAUCUUUUGGUCACCGUUUCAGCCAUCGUGGUGCACAGACUUUGGCCAGCCAAAGCAGCGGCUUCACGCCUGUAUUUCUGCAAUUUCUGGAUUGUGUUCAUCAGAUCCACCUUCAAUUCCCCAUGGAGUUUGAGUUCAGUCAGUACUACCUGAAGUUCCUGGCCUACCACUAUGUUUCCAACCGUUUCAGGACCUUCCUGCUAGAUUCAGAUUAUGAGAGGAUUGAACUUGGUGUGAUGUAUGAAGAGAAAGGUGAAAGAAAAAGCCAGCAGGUGUACAAGUCUGUUUGGGAUUACAUUGACCGGCUGAAUAAGAAAACCCCCAUCUUCUUUAACUACAUGUUUGCUCCAGAGGAUGGAGAGGUGUUGAAGCCGUACAGUUUCAUCUCAAACCUGAAAGUGUGGGAUUUCUACACAAAUGAGACCCUGUCAGAAGGCCCCUCAUAUGACUGGGAGUUGGUGCAUGGAAGACAGGAGCAAAUGGACGAGAGCGACCGCCAGGACACAUCUGCCCCCAAAUCCCAGCGCAAAAUCAUCUGGCCCUGUUACGACAACAGGAGCAAAGUGGAGCCGGAUGCCAUAACUAAACUCUUCCAGGAGAUGCAGUCUCUGGAGAUGGAACUGGGACAGGUUUCUGAGAAAUGGAAGGAUAUGUGGGAUAAGAUCAAAGCCACGCAAAGAACAGAGUCAAAACUGGAAAGCAGGCACUCGCUGUCCAGCUCUCUGCUAAUGUCUUCAAACCUGAGUCACCACCGGCGGUCACAGGGCAUGUAUGUGAAGGAGACCAGGGUUGGCUCCUCCCUCAGCCUGUCUAUGGACAGCGAGAGCAGUGUCACUGCCACACCUUCCAGCGGCAUGGGGCGUGGCCAGCAGAGCACCAGCACCCUUUACAGCCAGUUCCAGACCUCUGAGAGCGAGAACAGGUCGUUUGAGGGAAUACUCUACAAGAAGGGUGCUUUAUUAAAGCCAUGGAAACCCCGCUGGUUUGUGCUGGACAAAACUAAGCAUCAGUUGAGGUAUUAUGAUGCCAGGCAAGAUAAAGACUGUAAAGGAGUGAUUGAUCUUGCUGAAGUGGAGUCAGUUAUCCAAGGGACACCCACCAUGGGAGCCCCGAAAAAUAUUGAUGAAAAAGCCUUCUUUGAUCUGAAGACAACAAAAAGAUUUUACAACUUCUGUGCACAAGACAGUCAGAAUGCCCAGCUGUGGAUGGACAGUAUUCAGAGCUGCUUGUCCGAUGCGUGACAUCUUCAAAGAAAGCUAAAUCAGCCUGGGUUAUAUGGAGACAUUUUCACCUAGCUUUGGGAAAAUUUGUUCCUCAUAGCACUGGGUGGGAGUUGUGUGAACUAAAGACAUGAGACUACUCCUGUCUCCAAUUGCAGUGGUCCCACGAAAGCAUGAGUGGAAGGGUGAUUGGGUGACCUUGUUCAGUAUUGGUGACAUUGCAAACUGAUGAUGUCGUGUCAACGUCUUCCUGUGUUUUUGUCCUUUUUUUGUUUGUUUUUGGUUUUCUAUGGCUACUGCAGUUGUCUUACUGUUUUCACAACACCUCUGGUGAGUCACUGUUACCAUAAAGGACACUUAGUUUGUCACUGUUGGGGCUACUCUUGAAUUCAUGACCAAUAACGUAUACUUUGUUUCAGAUAAAAUGCAGCAGUCUCCAGACUACAAGUGCGGUCCCAAAUUGGCAUUCCUUGGUAGUUUCUCAGUUGAAUAUGUCAGAAUUCAAAGUUUUUUGGUUUUUUUCCAGCCUGAUUUGUACACUAUAGGCCUUUAUUGCUGGCCUGAUCAACAUGGGAUUUCCUGAAGCAGCCAGGUUCUCUUGUAUAAAGAAAUUGUGAGAUAAAUAAAUAAUAUAUAU